Saimiri boliviensis boliviensis (Bolivian squirrel monkey) is the source of this 569-nucleotide messenger RNA. RefSeq names its product lymphocyte antigen 6 family member G6D (gene LY6G6D). Lineage: Eukaryota; Metazoa; Chordata; Mammalia; Primates; Cebidae. Gene Ontology annotation, molecular function: acetylcholine receptor inhibitor activity. The record is from RefSeq and is a predicted model, not a curated record. Gene Ontology annotation, biological process: acetylcholine receptor signaling pathway. Gene Ontology annotation, cellular component: external side of plasma membrane.
UGGGGAGGGGGGUGGGCGGGAGGUAGAAUCGGGUAGGCUGACACAGGCAGACUGCGAUGAACCCCCAGUUUGUUGGGAUCUUGCUCAGCUCCCUGCUGGGGGCUGCCUUGGGAAACCGAAUGCGGUGCCAGGACUGCGGUGGAAGCUCCAGCAGCUCUUGUAAAGAGGCCGUGACGACCUUGUGGUGAGGACAGCCGCAGCCAGGCCUGGAACAGCUCAAGCUACCUGGAAACCCCUCAGUGACCUUGAUUCAUCAACAUCCAGCCUGCGUGGCAGCCCAUCAUUGCAAUCAAGUGGAAACAGAGCCAGUGGGAGACAUGACUUAUCCAGCCCACAGGGACUGCUACCUUGGAGACAUGUGCAACAGCGCCGUGUCAAGCCAUGUGGCCCCUGCAUGCAUUUUGGCUGCAGCAGCUACCGCCCUGGGCUGGCUCUUGCCAGGACUGUGGAGAGGGUAGUGGGAGUAGGGAGGGGUAGAGAAGGGAGCAAGGGAGCAAGGGUCGUCUGAACAUCUAAAAUGAGAAAACAAGCAUUCUUCUGUGAGCCAUUAAAAUCUAUGGACCACUCUA